Molecule: messenger RNA, 2211 nt
Organism: Cebus imitator (Panamanian white-faced capuchin)
Lineage: Eukaryota; Metazoa; Chordata; Mammalia; Primates; Cebidae
Gene: CSNK2A2IP
Product: casein kinase 2 subunit alpha' interacting protein
Exons: 1
Coding region: 1-2211 (736 amino acids)
Source: RefSeq, a predicted model, not a curated record
AUGGUGCCAUUAGCAUGUUAUGGUCAACAUUUUGUACCAUUAGACUACUUCUACCAACUGGCCUCGGCCAAUUCAUUAACACAUCAAAAUACAGGUGAAAAACUAAAUCAAUUCAAUAACCAACCUGAGGCCAAAGUGCAAUCCCAUAGCAAUCACUUUGCAGUACCUCCAGUGGGCUCCAACAGGAAGGUCCAGAGACGCUCAGUAUUGCCUUCUCCCAAAUCCCAGGACAAAAUUUCACAGAUCUUCUGUGAUAGGACUCUGAAUUUGCCAUUGUCCCAUGCCAAGCAUCAGAAGACACCUUCACGAGGCCUCCCCUGGAGAAGUUCAUUGUGGCCUGCUCAUAGAGCCCUGAGCUCUCAUUUGUUGUACUCCAAAGCUCAAACAACAUCUUUAUCUGACCUCAACAAGACGUCAUCACUGGAGCUCAAUCAAACAGUCUUGAGUUCACAAUUACCCUUCUCUAAACCUCAAACAACAUCUUCAAGCCUAGAUGUUUGCUGGGGGUCACCUUCAUUGAAGUCUAAUCAAAGAGUCUCAAGUUCAUCAUUAUUUCCUCUCCAAAAUCGAGAAAUACCUUCCGUAAACAUUGUUUGGGCAGCAUCUUCAUUGGGAUCCAAACAAAGAGCACUUAGCUCAACAUUACCUCAAUCCAAACUUCAGAACACAUCCUCAUUGGACUGCUUCUGGACAUCUUUACUACAGCACAAUCAGAGAUCUUUGAGUUUACCAUCACUCAACACAAAACUCCAAACAGGUGACUUACUUGGGUCACCACCUUCUUUCAAACCCAAUCAAAUGGCUCUUACCUCUCCAUUUCUUGACUCUAGACUUCAGAAAACAUCUAUAUUGAACUCUAACCCCACUAUUGUAAGCUUACCAUUGUCCCAUUCAAAAGCAAGGGAAUCAUCAUCAUCAUAUUUUGUCCACCCAUCUGAGAGUUUACCAUCAUUCCAGCUCAAUUCUCAGUCAAUGUUUAUGCUUGAUUGUAAUUCCCAGACCCCCAGUUCACCUGUCUGUCACUUCAAGUUUCAGAAUACCACUUCACCAAAUGACAAACACAGAGUCACACACCUACCAUCACCCCAUCCAAAAACAAAUGUCUCAGGUCAAUUAUUAUCAAGCUCCAAACGCUGCACCAGAAACACAGCUGCUUCAACAUUGGGUUUCAGACUCCAGAGUAAAAGCAGCUGUGAUUUUUCUCCAGAGACAGAACCAAAUAAAGAAAGUCAAUGGAAUUUAAAGUAUAGUCAGCCCUGUGUUGUUAAAGGUGGAACUGUCCCUGAUGAUGUGGUAAAUACAAUUGUCAAUUCUAUCUCAAAGACCAGAAUACAGAGGGAUCUCUGUAGGCAGAUUUUGCUUCGAAGGAUGAGGGGAAGGCCAAAUCCUCGUCCUGGUCCUCGCCUGUCAUCAAAUUAUAUGGUUUGCUUAGCUUGUGCUUCCUGCAUAAAAUCUCCAUGUAACCAUCUUGCAGGGAAGAAAAAUCCUCGUUGUGCAACACUUUUUGUCAUACCAACACCUGAGGCCAAUUCUGAGGGCAAAAUAGAGGUGAAAUUAGUUCUUAUCCUUUCUCUACCAGAGACUUUCUCAUCUUCUCUCCCAUUCCCUAUGAAAGAAAACCAGCCUGGUGAAGCCCCUGAAAACAACCUUGAAGGAGUAGAAAACAUGCCGCAGUUUCCCCCCACAUCUGAACAGGAUAUCCAGGGACUUAGUAAGAAGCAGAAAUGGUUGAUGGCAGCCCCUGAAAACAAAGUUAUAGGCCAACAGACCCAGGCUAUUGACUGGCUGUUUUAUGUUAAAAAAAAUAAUUCUCAGCCACAAUCCCUGCUCCCACCCUCCUCUUCCUCCUCCAUUUCCUUUUCCUCCUCUUACUCUGUUGCCUCUGCCUCUUCUUCCUCCUCUUCUUCAUCUUCUUCCUCCUCUUCCUCUUCCAUCUCACCCUUUUCUCACCCUUAUUCCAAUGAGUUUUUGACACCCACACUCUCAUGUCGUGUAUUCCCUAAGGUACUCAGUUACCAUCGGUUGCCUCCAGGGGUCAACUGGCUUGAGUUCAUAAGCAGUAAAGAUUACCAGCUGCAUCCCAGAAAACCAAAUAGAAAUCAGUCAUCAUCUCCCAGAACAAAGCCUGUGAGGAAUAUCAAUGCAGGAAAAUGGAGAAAGGGACCCAACACACUGUUCAAAUUUUUUCGGAAAAUGAGAAAUUAUGAUUAA